Molecule: messenger RNA, 2373 nt
Organism: Somion occarium
Lineage: Eukaryota; Fungi; Basidiomycota; Agaricomycetes; Polyporales; Cerrenaceae
Source: the annotation of a GenBank genome assembly
AGCGCGGAAAAACUAUUGACGAGGUGGCCAUCAGCGUGCAUCAGCCCUGAAGAUCAAAGAUCGUGCCAUCCACCAGUGCAGAGCGCUCAUUCCACCUGCCAUCUUCCGACAGAACCAUGCAGCUCUACGACUUGGAGUGCCAAAAGCGAAGGUUCCAAGUCCAAAUAUUCUAGCCUGCCCAUACACCGCGGCUAUCGGAGGUUGACGAGAGCAGCAAUCAGUUGCUAACUGGUGUGAAACAAAGCUUGGGCACAACUCCAGAUGGAAAUACGCCCUCGGCAAGUUCAGUUCAAAUUUGGGGCGCCUAUGAUCUUGCGUCGAACUCUCACAGCAAUGCGAUCGACCGUUGUGCUGGGUUGGGUGUGCCUUCCUCGUAUUAGGCUAGUGCUCGGAUACCAUAUAUUCCUCCUCAGAGUUCUCCACUCCCUUGCUGACUUGCAACUUUCCUCUCUCUAGGAUUCUCCUUGUCGUCUGCCACCAUGUCGGAGUCUCUCAGUUCCGUCGACAGGAAGAGCGAGGAUGUUCACAAACCCACAAUGGCUUCGUCUGACCUCGACGUCGCGGCUCAACUCACCGCGGGCAAAGAGGUUGAGGUUAACCCCGCUAUGGCUGCAAGGGUCAGUACGUAUUUCCAUUUCCUGGAACGCGCGCCACAGCCCUCAUGCCAAUCUUUGAUACAGUUCUGUACAUGAUGCAAUUCGCGGACAAGACGACAUUGGGUCAGUCAGCUAUCCUCGGGAUAAUGCCCGGAGCGCACAUCAACCAAGACCAAUUCAACUGGCUCGGGACGAUCUUCUACCUAUUCUUCCUCGCCUUCGAGUACCCGCAAAAUCUUGCGCUUCAGUAUUUUCCGGUAGGCAAAUGGAUGAGCAUUAACAUCUUCGUUUGGGCUGUUGCUUUGCUAUGUCAUGCAGCGGCAUCGAGCUUUGGAGGCCUCUUUGCGUGCCGUGCGUUCCUUGGUAUCUGCGAAGGCGCCAUCACUCCCGGGUUCAUGAUCGUCACGUCCAUGUUCUACACGCGCCAAGAGCAGUCUCAAAGAACGGGAUACUGGUUCCUCAUGAACGGGACUGCUAUCAUCGUGCUCGGCUUGGUGGCAUAUGGAACUCUACACAUUAAAACUGGAAGUUUCAUGCCCUGGCAAUGGCUCAUGAUUAUCACCGGUAUAAUCACGCUUGUCGUCUCCGUACUCUUCUGGUUUUUCUUCCCAGAUUCUCCCGCUACUGCUUAUUUCUUGACCCCCGAAGAACGAGUCAUCGCAGUCGAGCGGAUUAAGGUGAAUCAAGCCGGUGUUGAAAAUAAACAUUGGAAGAAAGACCAGUUCAUUGAAUGCCUGACUGAUCCCAAGACGUGGUUAUUCUUUUUCAUCGCUGCGAUCUCUAACGUCACCAACUCUUUGAGUAAUCAGCGUCAGAUCAUUGUCGCCGGGUUCGGAUUCAAUGCCCUGCAAACAACCCUCUUGGGCUGUGUUGAUGGUGCGGUCGAAAUCAUUGUCAUCUUCUGUACUGUCACGUCGGCAACCUAUUGGAAGAAUGGAAGGGCGUAUUCGGGUUCCUUGGCUUACUGUGUAGCUAUUCUGGGGUCCAUCCUCGUCAAUGUAUUGCCGAGUUCCACUAAGGUUGGGUUGCUGUUCUGUUAUUGGAUCUCCAUAACGCAGAUCGCACCUUUUGUGGUUAUGCUUGCAUGGGUCGGGGCCGUAACCGCUGGACACACGAAACGCGUAACGACCAAUGCCGUAGUAAUGAUUGGCUACGCAGUAGGCAAUGCUGCUGGUCCACAAUACUGGAAGAAACGAUACCAGCCACGUAAUCACAUUCCAUGGGCCAUCCUUUCUGCAUGUUGGUUCGUCUCCAUGGUCCUCCUACUCGUGACACGACUAUACCUUGCACGAGAGAACGCGAAACGAGAAAAGGAGGGACAUGAUUCAACGUACGAUGAUGUAUACAUCUCUUCCGACGCUAACGGCGAGAAAGCUGUGAAAGUCGACAAGGCUUUCCUCGAUCUCACUGAUAUCCAAAAUCGCGAUUUCCGAUACGUGCUGUGAUACCUCACGAUUCAUGAACCGUACGAAAUCCUCCACUUGCGCCACCUACAUAGUCCAAUAACAAUCGUCCUUUUUGCUCUGCUUUCGCUAUCGUUCGAUCUUCAUGAUAUUAUCUACCCCUUGGACCCUAUAUGCUCAGGCUGAGUGCCGAGGUUACAAAUAUUCUUCAAUUAUCAGUUGGGUUCAGAGGCGUCCUCAUCAUACCAUAGAAUUUUGUAUCGCUCAUCAGACCGAUAUGUACCAUUGCGCAAUUCAUAAUUCAUUAUCAACCACCCAUGUCGAUCCUCGGACGGACCCACAUUGCGACGCGACAAUCAAAUUGCCAAGGUCCU